AUGGAUCAUCUUGUGCUUGAACCCGUGCGCAAGAUGGCUGAGCCCGCCUGGCAGGAAGUCUUGCGACUUCGACUAACGGAACGCAAUGUCCGCGAAUCCUCGUUUUCGCCGAUUAUCGAGCAAUACCGCAAGUUGGCACAGCAGGCCAAGCUUUUGAAGGAGCGGAAUGCGUCCUUACUGCGCGCGGUGGGCUCAGUCAAGUCUUUACCAAGUACGCCGGGUACCUCCACAGGUUUAUCGACUACUGCUGAGGAAAAUCCGGUCCUCGCUGCGUACAUGGCUUCCUUAGAAUCCCAAAUAUCUUCUUUGGGUGACGAGCUGGCAGCUCUUUAUAAAACUCAAGGCCAAAAUGCUCAGCGUCUCUUGGCAAUGAACGAAACGCUUCGGGAGAAAGAAGAGCUCUCGCGCGUGGAUUCGGAAAAUCUGAGGAAAACGAGAGACGAGGUCGUUGUCCUCCGACGCAAGAUUGAGCAGCAUAGCGAGUUCAUGGCUGAGAAGGAUCGAACGGUCCAGAUCUUGCACGAUGAGAUCAGUACGCUGCAGCUCGAGCUCGGGCAGAUCGAAGAACGGAACACCAUUCUACAGAAGGAUAACGCGAAACUUCUCCAACGUUGGUUGGAUGCGAAGCAAGUAGAGGCGAACGCCAUGAACGAGUCCAAUGACCAGGCGUACGAAAAUAUGCGUUCGCGACAUUCAGUCCUAACUUGGCGCGGUAAUUCUGGAGAUCCCACGAAUGGGCUCGACUCUGUCUCACAAUCGUCACUGUCGGGAAACGAGGAUGCCGGGGAGGGGGAGAUCCUGACGGAGACGAAGAAUGGGACCAUAUCUCCAGCGGAGAAGGCCGUGGAUCUGACGCCGAAUGGUUGA
Molecule: messenger RNA, 867 nt
Organism: Mycena citricolor
Lineage: Eukaryota; Fungi; Basidiomycota; Agaricomycetes; Agaricales; Mycenaceae
Source: the annotation of a GenBank genome assembly